Oncorhynchus mykiss (rainbow trout) is the source of this 2450-nucleotide messenger RNA. The record is from RefSeq and is a predicted model, not a curated record. Lineage: Eukaryota; Metazoa; Chordata; Actinopteri; Salmoniformes; Salmonidae.
GGGGAGAGGGAGGAGUGCCGAGCAGAGAGCGAGGUUACACAUGAGAGCAGUCCAGAGAACGAAAGUAAGAGAGACAGAGGCGAGAGAGAGAAUAGCAGGACAGGUACGAUAGUGUGGAUUAUGGAGUUGAGAAGGUUUCAGUCUUACCUCACAAGUUAAUUACCUGUUGCUCACUGGAGGAGAACAAAGAAAAGUGGAGAAAAAAGAAAGAGUAAACAAUAAGGGCAACGGAGAAAGAGAGAGAGGCAGAGGGGAAAACCAGGGGUAGAGAGAGGGCGGGAGAUAGGGAGAGGGGGGAACAAGGGGUAGAGAGAAAGGGAAGGACAACAGUUGAAUGUUGACAGAGGGAGUGAGGAUAUUAAUCGGGAGAUGAACAAAAAGGAGAGGGCAAAAAGAGAAAGUGUAUAGAAAAACGAAUAGAUUCACAUUGACAGAGUGGACUGGACUUCAAUGAAGCAUCAGCAAAAUAAAGGGUGAGAGAAAGAGAAAGGUCACUGCAGUAGGUGCUGUGCACUAUAGUUCCUUAAGCACGCUUACUAUGCAACAGGAGAGUUAGGACACGCAAAGACAGACAGACGUUCACUACACGAUUGAACCAUGUUGAUGAAGGAGUAUAGAAUAUGCAUGCCACUAACUGUGGAAGAGUUGGACUGGUUGAGGCUUACAAACGUCAAUGAAGGCAUUUGGCCUGGAGGUUAAAAACAACAGAUUCUGCCAGGGAGUAAGAAGUGUAUAAGAUUGGGCAGCUGUACAUGAUCAGUAAACACAGUAAUGAGCAGAGCGGAGGAGGGGAGGGAGUGGAGGUGGUGAGGAACCAACCAGACACACAUCCCCAACAUGGCCUGGGACAGCUCACUGAGAAACGCAUCUACCUCAAUAGUAAACUGCCAUCCUGGGUGAGUGUGUUUGUCCCCAGGGUCUUCUAUGUGACAGAGAAGGCCUGGAACUUCUACCCUUACACCAUCACAGAGUACUCGGUCUCCUUCCUUCCCAAGUUCAGCAUCCGUAUUGAGACCAGGUUUGAGAACAACAAUGGUGACAACAAUAAUGUAUUUGGAGACAGGCCCACCCCUGCAGAGAGCGUGAGCCACCUGGAUAUCCUCAUUGACCCCAUCCCUGACAAACACUACAAGGAGACAGAGGACCUGAGUCGCUGGGUGUCUGAGAAGACGGGCCGAGGCCCCCUGGUGGAAGGGUGGCGUAAGGACAGCACCCCCAUCAUGUGUUCCUAUAAGAGGGUGCAGUGCAGUUUCGAAGUCUAUGGCUUCCAGGGCAAGACUGAGGACUUCAUACACAGGAACAUCCAGGACAUCCUACUGGUGGGGCACAGACAGGCUGUGGCCUGGACAGACGAAUGGCACGGGAUGAGUUUGGAGGAUGUGAGAGAGUAUGAGCGACAGAUACAGGAACAGACCAACAGCAAACUCAAAUCAACCCAGAACAACAACACAGCAGCCCCUCGUCCGGCAUACUCGCGCUCUAUGUCCGUCACAGAUGAGCGCUCUCUGAAGAAGAUGGGAGUGAAGACUAUGGCCAUGUCAGACCCCUCCACCUCCACACUGCCUCAUAGCACUGUCCGCCUUAACUCCACCCCCGAGUAACACACACACGUUCAUACUGAUGCAUCAAUUCCUGCCUGCUUAAACCCCUCCGUGACAGUAACUACACUGCAGCAGUUCCUUUUUGUUUUACGGCCAUCCACCACAGACACAUUUAACCAAUAACGCUACACUGUCCACAGAAGCAGCACUUAGACCACUCAGGUCCUACCCCUUUCUCCAGCUGUAACUAUAUAACACAACCCCCAGUCCUACCCCUUUCUCCAGCUGUAACUAUAUAACCCAACCCCCUGUCCUACCCCUUUCUCCAGCUGUAACUAUAUAACCCAACCCCCUGUCCUACCCCUUUCUCCAGCUGUAACUAUAUAACCCAACCCCCUGUCCUACCCCUUUCUCCAGCUGUAACUAUAUAACCCAACCCCCUGUCCUACCCCUUUCUCCAGCUGUAACUAUAUAAUCCAACCCCCAGUCCUACCCCUUUCUCCAGCUGUAACUAUAUAACCCAACCCCCUGUCCUACCCCUUUCUCCAGCUGUAACUAUAUAACCCAACCCCCUGUCCUACCCCUUUCUCCAGCUGUAACUAUAUAACCCAACCCCCUGUCCUACCCCUUUCUCCAGCUGUAACUAUAUAACCCAACCCCCUGUCCUACCCCUUUCUCCAGCUGUAACUAUAUAACCCAACCCCCUGUCCUACCCCUUUCUCCAGCUGUAACUAUAUAACCCAACCCCCUGUCCUACCCCUUUCUCCAGCUGUAACUAUAUAACCCAACCCCCUGUCCUACCCCUUUCUCCAGCUGUAACUAUAUAACCCAACCCCCUGUCCUACCCCUUUCUCCAGCUGUAACUAUAUAACCCAACCCCCUGUCCUACCCCUUUCUCCAGCUGUAACU